Messenger RNA from Lutra lutra (Eurasian river otter), 3054 nucleotides. RefSeq names its product potassium voltage-gated channel modifier subfamily V member 1 (gene KCNV1). Gene Ontology annotation, biological process: potassium ion transmembrane transport; protein homooligomerization. The record is from RefSeq and is a predicted model, not a curated record. Lineage: Eukaryota; Metazoa; Chordata; Mammalia; Carnivora; Mustelidae. The coding region runs from base 1174 to 2682 and encodes 502 amino acids. Gene Ontology annotation, molecular function: protein binding; voltage-gated potassium channel activity. Gene Ontology annotation, cellular component: membrane; voltage-gated potassium channel complex. The transcript is spliced from 4 exons.
GGCAAACGGGAAUCCAAACAGAAAUCCUUGAGGUGUCUUCAGGAUGAAUAUAAUAUUCAGAGUCACCGAGUGCUUCUCUUCCUCCUCCGGUCUCACCUCCCUCGGCUCGCAGCAUUCCCCACAGCUGGUGCUGGAAACCGCGAACUGCUCGCUAGUGCGGGCGGGGGCGGCCGAGGGGCCGAAGCCGGAGGCGGUGGAGAUGAGGCGAGUCUGAGCAACCAGCGCAGCGCCGGCGCCGAGCUCAGCCUGGAACACAGUCUUCCCGGACCUGUCAAGUCAGACCUCACGUGCACACCAGGAGAUCUAAGCAAGGCAACCUAACCAGCCGCGGCCUCCGAGCGCUGCGCAGAUGUGCCGGGAGCGGAAGGAGGUCGAAACCAGAGGGAGGGAGGAGAAAAUAGAGGGUGAGUGACAAUCAGACCUGAAUGAGAAUGAACGGGAGCAGAUGAUGUGGCCCCCUCGCCCUGGGCACCCCCCGCCACGUGCUCACGUCCCCAGCGACCAUUCCCGGGGAGGCCUCUGAAGCCGCCGCAGGAAAAGACGACGGAGGAAAUACAGAGCCUCAAGUUGGAGAGAACUCAGACCCGGCUACCACUUCCCCUGCUUUCUGAACUUUUCCUCUUGGUCUCCUGGGCUGGAGUGAGUCUUACCACCACCCCCGCCCCUGGCCGCGGUUCGUUCCCCUCACAGUCAUCCUGUCCUCCUCCCCCACUCUAGACCUCCUACCUCUCCCUCCCCGCCCGCUCCACCCCCUCGGUAGCGAAGCAUUGAAUCCGUACACCUCCCAGGCAGGGAAUCUCCAGCAUAAACUUAGUAGGGGUCGGGGCGGGGGGGGGGGGGCGUGAGUCCGGGAAGGGUUUCGGCGCCCGGUAGGGUGCCCCGGGACUGUCCCCGCCUAGACCGCGUCUGAGCUUCCCCCCACCCCCGGCGCGAUCCUUCAGCCCCGGCGCCCCGGCCCACGAGCGCUGAGAUCCCGCACUCGCCGCGCCCUAGCGGCCACAGGCGGAACCAGCACAGGGGGUGGAGAGUGGAAGGGUGCGCGGGCGGGAGGCACCCCCCUCGGGAGUCAGGGAAAUCCCGGCUGCCACCAGGGGCCGUGCCACCACCCUCGCCGGACCGAGGCUUCCGGCGCGCCCCCCAACUUUGUGGCGCCCUCACACAGCGGCGGCGGGGAUGGAGCUGCCUCCCCGAGGGCGGGCGCCGCCGGACUCGCCGCUGGACAGCUGCUCCCUGACCUCGCUGGACUCCAGCGUUUUCUGCAGCGAGGGUGAAGGGGAGCCCCUGGCGCUCGGGGACUGCUUCACGGUCAACGUGGGCGGCAGCCGCUUCGUGCUCUCGCAGCAGGCGCUGUCCUGCUUCCCGCACACCCGCCUUGGCAAGCUGGCGGUGGUGGUGGCCUCGUGCCGCCGCCCCGGGGCCCUGACCGCCGUGCCCAGCCCCCUGGAGUUCUGCGAUGAUGCCAACCCCGUGGACAACGAGUACUUCUUCGACCGCAGCUCGCAAGCAUUCCGCUACGUCUUGCACUACUACCGCACCGGCCGCCUGCACGUCAUGGAGCAGCUGUGCGCGCUCUCCUUCCUUCAGGAGAUCCAGUACUGGGGCAUCGACGAGCUCAGCAUCGACUCCUGCUGCAGGGACAGAUACUUCAGAAGAAAGGAGCUGAGUGAAACGUUAGACUUUAAGAAGGACACAGAAGACCAGGAAAGUCAACAUGAGAGUGAACAGGACUUCUCCCAAGGACCUUGUCCCACUGUCCGACAGAAGCUCUGGAACAUCCUGGAGAAACCUGGAUCUUCCACAGCUGCUCGAAUCUUUGGGGUCAUCUCCAUCAUCUUUGUGGUGGUGUCCAUCGUCAACAUGGCCCUGAUGUCAGCUGAAUUAAGCUGGCUGGACCUGCAGCUGCUGGAAAUCCUGGAAUACGUGUGUAUUAGCUGGUUCACCGGGGAGUUUGUCCUGCGCUUCCUGUGCGUGCGGGACAGGUGCCGCUUCCUGAGAAAGGUGCCGAACAUCAUAGACCUCCUAGCCAUCUUGCCCUUCUACAUCACUCUUCUGGUAGAGAGCCUGAGUGGGAGCCAGACGACACAGGAGCUGGAAAAUGUGGGGCGCAUUGUGCAGGUGUUGAGGCUGCUCAGGGCUCUACGCAUGCUAAAGCUGGGCAGACAUUCCACAGGAUUACGCUCCCUCGGGAUGACAAUCACCCAGUGUUACGAAGAAGUCGGCCUACUGCUCCUAUUUCUGUCUGUGGGAAUUUCUAUAUUUUCAACUGUGGAAUAUUUUGCUGAGCAAAGCAUUCCUGACACAACCUUCACAAGUGUCCCUUGUGCAUGGUGGUGGGCCACAACAUCCAUGACCACUGUGGGCUACGGGGACAUUAGACCAGACACCACCACGGGCAAAAUCGUGGCCUUCAUGUGUAUAUUAUCAGGAAUCCUUGUCUUGGCCUUGCCUAUCGCCAUUAUUAACGACCGCUUCUCCGCUUGCUACUUCACCUUAAAGCUGAAGGAAGCAGCCGUCAGACAGCGGGAAGCUCUGAAGAAACUCACCAAGAAUAUAGCCACUGAUUCCUAUAUCAGCGUUAACUUGAGGGAUGUCUAUGCCCGGAGCAUCAUGGAGAUGCUUCGGUUAAAAGGCAGAGAAAGGGCAAGUACUAGGAGCAGUGGGGGCGAUGAUUUCUGGUUUUGAAUUCACUUUCAAUUUAUGUACAAAAGCUUGUGUACAACUAAACCCAACUGAUAAAGUCUUGAUAUGGAUGUCUGUGUACUGUUGAAGAGUCUCUUUUGAGUAUCACCCGUGUUAGUUUUUACUGAUACAUUGCUUGGUCUGCUAGAAUAGUUCACGUUCCCCAAACCAAGUGCACACUGAGUCUCACCACUAGUCAUUUAACACAACCCAAUACAAGGAGGCCAAAUGUUUGAAUCAUCAACUAUAAAAUAAGAGUGCAAUACAAACCAUAAAAUUUAAAGCUUUAGGUAUCACUGAUUUUAGAAGUUCUUUGCAUCACUAAUUUAAGAGAAUGGGAGUUAAACUGCGUAGCCCAGAGCAAAGAUAAGUGAA